Messenger RNA from Python bivittatus (Burmese python), 4137 nucleotides. NCBI's taxonomy places the organism in Eukaryota, Metazoa, Chordata, Lepidosauria, Squamata, Pythonidae. The record is from RefSeq and is a predicted model, not a curated record.
AUGCGCGCCUGGAGAGUGUUGGGUGCCUAUAACAACAACAGAGAACGCGAGGGAGCGAAAGAGUCCGGGCGCACCACCAGUAGCUCCUGGCAGCGGCGUCUGCCGGCGUCGGGAACCUCAGCUAGGAGUUUUGCAAGCGCCGGUGGGCAGGAUCGAGGGGCAAACUCGUCCUUUUGCAGAAAAGUACCGGCGAGAUCUGCGUCUGGGGCUCCUGCUCGCCUCUGCAGACCAGACGAAACAGCGGUCAAGAGGAACCGUGUAGGGCACGGCAGGGAAGACAGAGCCGGGAGUGGGAGAUUGCGCUCCAUCGCGGGUCUUUCCGACCCCUCUCCGCUCUUCCAGCUAGAGAAGCUCCAUGGGCGUAAAGGACUUCGGCCGGAAUCCCGACUUUUGGAUAUGGCGACUUCCCUCUCCGGACUUGGAGAGCUGCUGCUGCUGCUGCUGUUGCUGCUGGUUGGACUGACGGCGAAGGGGGCGCUGGCCAGCGGCGAGUAUUGCCACGGCUGGCAGGACGGGGCGUCCUGGCGGGAAGGUUUCCAGUGCCCGGAGCAUUUUGACGACGGCGACGCCACCAUUUGCUGCGGCACCUGUGCGCUUCGCUAUUGCUGCUCUCGCCCGGAGGUCCGCCUGGAUCAGGGCAUGUGCGACAACGACAGACAGCAGGGCGGAGCGGAGCAUGGCCGGCCGGACAAAGACGUGCCAGAUAGCACAGCAGUGCCUAUUUAUGUGCCAUUCCUUAUUGUGGGGUCUGUUUUCGUGGCAUUCAUCAUCCUGGGAUCCCUCGUAGCUGCUUGCUGUUGCCGGUGCCUGCGACCCAAGCAAGAACCCCAGCAGAGCCGAGCUCCUGGAGGGAAUAGGAUAAUGGAGACAAUCCCCAUGAUUCCAAGUGCCAGCACCUCCCGCGGAUCAUCCUCACGUCAAUCAAGCACAGCUGCCAGCUCCAGUUCAAGUGCCAACUCUGGUGCCAGGGCUGCCCCCACCAGAUCACAAACUAACUGCUGUUUACCAGAGGGGACCAUGAAUAAUGUAUAUGUCAACAUGCCAACUAAUUUCUCAGUACUGAACUGCCAGCAGGCUACACAGAUAGUGCCUCAUCAAGGGCAGUAUUUGCACCCCCAGUAUGUGGGGUAUGCUGUGCAACAUGACUCUAUGCCCAUGGCCUCUGUCCCACCUUUUCUGGAUAGCCUGCAGAGUGGGUACAGGCCAAUUCAAUCGCCAUAUCCCCACAGCAAUAGUGAACAGAAAAUGUACCCAGCAGUGACUGUGUAGCUUUAAGAAAGGAAGGAAGGAGGAAACCAAACCAGUCCCACUGACGCAUCAAGCAAAGGAGUAGUAAAAGCAACAAACUGUACAAAACAACACUUUGUAAAUAAUUUUGGAAAACCCAUGCAUGUCAGACAGUAUUUAUACCUGGUGUUGCAAAAAACUGUAUGAAGGUAGCAUUUCUAGUAAUGCCUCCCUUCCAGUGUAUAAUUCAUAAAGGCUAAGAAUUAUGCUGAAGGAGGCACUUACAUUUCUGUUGCCAAGCUUGCGUGGAUGAGUGAUUAAAUGCCCCUCAGGUACUUCUCGGUCAGCAGUAUUUGCCUAGAGAAUAGAAAACACUUUGUAAUGUGACAAGACAAUAUUUUAGGAGUAUCUUGUCUUACCUUUUUGUCCUAAGUACAAUUACUCUUCAUGUUGCACCGACAAUCAUGCUUCACAGUAGUAGGCUAAAUGGUGCAAUGCUUGUUCGUUACAUAGUCCUAGGAAAUUAAUGCUUAGCUCAGUGGUAAAAAUGUAGUCAUUCCACAGUAGGAAGUCCAUAUUCAAAUCCUGACAUCCAUCUUUCCCCCCCUCUCUUUUUAAGAGUUCUGUAGCAGUUGAUCUGAGAGAUCGUCUGCUGCAGAAUCUGGAGAGCCAAUAAAGAUGGACAAAUAAUCUGACCUCAUAUGUGGCAGCUUCAGAUGUUUUCUUUUCCUAUUCAUACAAUGUUUAUUUUCCAAUGGACUUGAACUUUUGAUUUAUAGACUGGGAUGUAAGGAACUGAACCAGCCAUGCUCGGUGCAGAAGCAAGGAAACUGGGAUUUAUUUCAUAAUCUCCCCUUCCAAAUAGCAAGUUCUCAUUACUCCAUUAAAAAUUGCCUUUCAAAAUGUUCUCACUAAGCAUUCAGCCACUGUGACAUACCCCCUCAGGAGCAUGAAGAUGUCUGUGCAGUCCUCUGGAUUAUGGCCAUGGUCAAGAACAUUCAGCAUUUUGCAGAAAUGUUAUUUAUCUCAGGCAUUUUCAGAUCAUAGUAAAUAAUUUAUUCCAGUUAAAAUACCCACAAAAGCCCCAAUAUCUGUUUAACUGACCUGUGAAUUUCAGCGUUCACUGAAUUUGCUCCCAAAGGCUACUACAGCCCUUGAAAACUGCAUUUGGGAAUAUCAAUAGCAUGAGAUUUGUGGAUUGUAGCCAAUACUUCAUCCAACCUGUUCCUAACUCCCGUUACAUUUGAUUGAAAUACAGAAGUCACAUCUACAUCACAAGACUUGACUUGGACCUGAGAAAAGGGAUUCAUAUUUAACAUGAAUAAAAGCAGUCCAAAUAAUUGCAUACAUGGAAAAUCCUGCACAGCUUUCAACAUGGAGUCCAGAGGAAGAUUUAAAUUGGCAACCACCAGGAGAAUCAGAAAUUAACAGUAACGAUAUAGAAAUACUUAAGAUGGGAAUGUGAGAGUCCACAGACUUCCAUGUAAAAAUGUUUUGUUAGCAAAAUAUUUCUGCAGGAUUGGAGAGGUUUUUUUUGUGGAAGUUAAAAAAGUUUAAAUGGCAUUGAACCCAGAAAGGAUAUUGCACUAUUCCAACUGAUCCCAUCUACAGUAUCUCGUCACCUCCAAAGUGUUACAGUAUAUUUAUCAUUUCUUAUAAAGGUUUUUGGCAGUUAUUGCAUUUGAUUAACAAAUCUAGCUCUUAGCUUGAAAAUGCUGUUCAGACCUCCUUGUUCUGAAUGGAUCAGUAUGAAUUUGUCUUAGAAAUGGGAAGUGCUUUGGAGCUAACUGGGUUAGAUUCAUUAUCUUCUAGGAGGUAGAUUAGGCCUUUCUAGCUGAAACUAAAGUCAGUGGUCUUGGGCUGCAAUCCUUUAUAUACAGAACUAGAAGUCCAGUAAGUCCAGUUGAUACCAGUUGGGUUUGCUUCUGAGUGCAUAGAACUGCACUUUCUCUUCCCAAAAUUCAUUGCACAUGUCCUGUAACUUACAUGAAAAUCAGGUGAAUCUUUGUUUACUUGUUUGGGAAAAAAAAAUAAGUUAAAUAUUGUAGAAACUAAUUUACAAGGGAUUGGGAUAUGCUUUUCAUUGAGAAAUGUAUGAAUGUGAGAAAGUUUAUUGUAUAUUUGUUGAUUUAGAUUAAGGCUUGAAUUAGGAAUUGAGCAUUGUUGCUGAAUGUCAUAAUAGUGGUAUACGAUAGAAAUAUAGCAUGUGUGAGAAUAAAUGGGACAAUUAGCAAAUGGUUCAACACUAAACAGGAAGUAAGUCAAGGAUGUGUGAUGCAGUGGGAAUGGUGUGCUUAAGAGCUGUGGGAUAAAACAAGAGAAGGUAAAAAUUGAUAAACGAAUGUUAUUGAAUAUGAACGUGAGUGACCAGGAUGAAAGAAGUAUCUUGAGGUGGUAUGUACAUAUGGCGAGAACUAACAAGGAUCAGAUUGCAAAAUUAAAGUAUGAAGUAAGAAUGAAUGGGUUGAGAGGCUAAGACCAACAAAGUUGUCUUAGGUCAAUUGAUGAGGUCAAAAAACGUGAGAAGUAUAAAGAACAAAAGGCAAUGUAUGAAUAUGAUGUAAGCAAGGAUGUAUGCAAGCAUAGAAAAGCAGAGAGGUGAAAUGAAUAGUAUUAUGUAAGCUAGUUUUAGUUGCAUUUUCUUUUUCUUAUGUAAUUCUUUCAAUCUCUUUGACUUAUUAGGUCUUCUUUUCUGUGCUCUGCAUAACUUUGCUAACCCUGAAAGGGAAAAACAUAAUGUGUAUGUAUGUAUAUACAGGGAAAGGCUUUUGAGUUGUAAUAAAAAUGGUUUGUGAUGUGGUGUUUUAUACGUCAUGUAAAAUAAGUAAAAUAUUGUUAAUGUUUGGUUUAAUUUUUUAAAUUUCUUAAAGAGCAUUUGAGUGAUUCUUACAAGUGGAAAAAAAACCUUGU